UUUAUAUGGAUGAAACCUUGGAUCAUCGGUUCUCAGCCACUUACUUAUCUGAAGAAGAUCCUGUGAAAUAAGGAGUGUUUUCCUUUGGUAUGGAUUGAACCUUUGCACGCACUGUUUGCCUGCACACUGUUUUUUGAAACUGAGUGAGCUCUGACUGUAAUCACGGAGACACUAUUGAUUAAGUGAAAAUCAGUCAGCUCCUGAAGACAAACAGUUGUAUUGUAGCAAAGACGCACUGAAUCAGGAUGGCACUAAUGAAGGUGAAGUUCAACCUGAAGAGACGUGUGAAGCUUGCUCAAGGACUUUGGUUAAUGUACUGGCUUGCCGUUGUGGUGGGAGUCCUGGUAUUUAGUAUGGGCCUCCUUUUCAAGACCGAGCUUCGCAAGCGGAGCGAGAUGAUGGACAACAAGGAAAGCCACUUUGUUCCCAACUUGCUGAUCCUGGUGGGGCUGGUAGGAUGCUGCAUCAAUGCCUUUGGUGGGAAAAUCAGCUACGACUUGCUGGACGCCACCAAGUUUCCCAAGUGGAAGCCCCUGCUGAAGCCCUUUCUGAUUGGCUGCAUCUUCUUUGACAUGCUUCUCUUCUUCACAGCAGUCCUGUGUUUCACUAUGAGAUUGUCCCUCCAGUUCACACUGGCUGAAGGCCUGAAGAACAGCAUGAAGUUCUACAAGGACACGGACAUUCCGGGCCACUGCUUUAUGAAGAGGACGCUGGAUCUGACACAGAUUGAGUUCCACUGCUGUGGAAACAACAACUACAAGGACUGGUUCGAAAUCCAGUGGAUCAGCAACCGUUACCUGGAUUUUAGCUCCAAGGAGGUUAAAGACCGCAUCAGCAGUAACGUGGAGGGGCAGUACCUGAUGGACAGCGUCCCGUUUAGCUGCUGCAACCCCGGCUCCCCGCGGCCCUGCAUCCAGCAGCAGCUGACCAAUGACUCCGCCCACUACAGCUACGAGCACCGCAGUGAAGAGCUCAACAUCUGGAGGCGUGGCUGCAGGGAGGCGCUGCUCUCCUACUACGGCGGCAUGAUGAGCAGCAUCGGUGCACUGGUGCUGCUGCUCGACGUCCUGGAGGUGGCAGUAACAGCAGGACUGCAGUACCUGAACACAUCUCUGGCAACACUUGUGAUUCCAGAGGAACCAGAAAGUGAGAGUGAGGGCUGGCUGCUAGAGAAGACCCUAAGUGAGACCUUUUCUGACCUAAUGGAGAAAAUCAAGGCCUUGGGCAAGGCCAACCAGGUGCAGGAGGGGGUGGAGGAGGAGCCUGUUGUCACAGUGAGCUGAGUGAGCCACACCCACCAGGACUGAGGUCACUUCCUCCCAUGGGAAGCCCCUGCUGAAGCCCUUUCUGAUUGGCUGCAUCUUCUUUGACAUGCUUCUCUUCUUCACAGCGGUAAAAUCCACUGAGAUGGACACAAGCACACAUCCACACUGACCACUGAAAGUGAAGGAGAGUGAAGUGGGUGAUAAAAUAAGACGCAAAAUUUGUACAUAAUUGUUUGCAUGUAUAUAAUGAAAAAUGCAUGAUAAUACAAAAAAAACAUGAAAAAAGACUUUAAUUUUGUACAUAUGAAAGAAAAUCAAUUUGAGUAUAACGAUCAUCCCUCUCAACACACAUACACACCCACGCGGUUUUGUUUUGUAAUAUAGCUCCACUAAUCUAAACCCCAGAGGAGUACAAAAUAA
This is a messenger RNA of Paramormyrops kingsleyae, 1685 nucleotides long. RefSeq names its product peripherin-2-like. NCBI's taxonomy places the organism in Eukaryota, Metazoa, Chordata, Actinopteri, Osteoglossiformes, Mormyridae. The record is from RefSeq and is a predicted model, not a curated record. Gene Ontology annotation, biological process: visual perception. Gene Ontology annotation, cellular component: plasma membrane.